Molecule: messenger RNA, 1635 nt
Organism: Plasmodium vinckei vinckei
Lineage: Eukaryota; Apicomplexa; Aconoidasida; Haemosporida; Plasmodiidae
Product: acetyl-CoA transporter, putative
Exons: 9
Coding region: 1-1635 (544 amino acids)
Cellular component (GO): membrane
Molecular function (GO): acetyl-CoA transmembrane transporter activity
Source: RefSeq, a predicted model, not a curated record
AUGAAUAAAUCUUCACAUGGAAACACUAACACAAAUUUAAUGAAAGAAAGAAAGCCAAAGCAAAAAACAGAUGAUGAAAAAGAUUAUUCCAAAGAAAAAAUAUCAAAUCAUACAGAUUUUUAUAAUGUGAUUUUCUUAUUACUGCUUUAUACUAUACAAGGUGUGCCCAUAGGGGUUUCAUCUGUAGUCCCUCUAAUAAUUCAGGAUAAAGUUAGCUACUCCCAGCUAAGCAUGCUAUCAUUGAGUAGUAUACCUUUCAGCUUAAAAUUAUUAUGGGCACCCAUUAUAGAUUCUGUAUAUAUAAAGAAGUUUGGAAGGAGAAAAAGUUGGAUAAUUCCAUUACAGUUAAUAUGCAGCCUUUUGAUGAUAUUCUAUAGUUUACGGGUUAGCACAUGGUUAGGAGAAAGAAAUGGGUCAAUAAACUUAUAUUCCUUGACCUUCUUUUUUUUUAUUCUAUUUUUUUUAAUGGCUACCCAAGAUAUUGCAGUGGAUGGAUUGGGUUCAAUAUGCAAUAUUUUAGGACAAAAUAUCGGGUAUUGUGUAUCUCAACUAUCAUUUUUAACCCUAAAUAAUAAAAAAAUAUGUUUUUAUUUACUUAAGAAAUAUGUCAAAAUUAUGCAUUCAAUAUUUUAUAAGUCAGAGUAUUAUAAAAUGCUGAACGCCAAUUUAGAUUUAAUAUAUCCUACUUUUCAGCCUUUUGUUGAUAUGAAUGUGUUUUUAAAAUUUUGGGGUUUAUUUAUUUUAUUAUUAACCAUACUUACAUUUUUCAAAAAAGAAAUAUCAAAUAAUAAGGAAAACGAAAACAAUAAAAUUAUUGAACAAGAAAAAGAACAAAAGAAUAAAUCACAAAAUAUAUCAAAUGCCCCCAAAAAAGAUGAAAACGAAUUUAGAAAUGCAAAAGAGACGUAUAAAAAUUUGUACGAAUUAUUAUUCUUACCCCCAAUGAAAAUAUUUAUUAUUUUAUUUUUAAUAAAUCGAUUACCAUUUGCAUCCGUUGAAGUUGCAACAAAUUUUAAAAUGUUAAAAAAAGGAAUAACAAAAGAAGAAUUUGCAAUAUUUAAUCCAUUCUUUAUACCUAUAUCAAUUAUAUCACCAGCUAUUAUUGGAAAAGUUAUACAAAAAACUAAUCAAUUAAAUGUAUAUUACUAUGGGUAUAUGUUACGAUAUAUUUCUAAUAUUGUUUUAUCGACAUUAUUACCAUUAACUGAAUAUAUGUAUUCAAAUAAAACUCACAUACCUCAAAUAUUUUUUUAUAUUUAUUAUUUGUAUAUAUUUGGGGCUCAAAUAUUUAAUAAUCUCUGUAUAGACUUGAUGUCAGUUUCAUCGAUGGGAUUUCAAAAUGUAAUAUCAGAUCCACAGAUAGGCGGAACAUAUAUGACAUUUUUAAAUACCAUUAAUAACCUGGGCGCUCACUGGUCAACGAUGUUUUUAUGGUUGCUUGAUUAUACAGAUAUGACAAUUCCCUACAAAGGGGGGUAUAUAUUCAUUGAUGGUUUUUACACACAAAUGAUAUGCUCAUUCUUAGUUGGGAUACUAAUUAAUAGUUUUGUUUUAAAAUGUAUUAAAAAAUUACAGAAUUUCCCAAUAGAAGACUGGAGAACAUAUUCCGAUAGUAUUACAAAAAAGCAUAUUUAG